AUGCCGACGCCCGAGUCCGCCGCCUUCCUCGAGAAGAAGCCCAAGGUGCCGCCGACGUUUGACGGCGUCGACUACAACGACAACGCCGCCCUCAAGGCUGCGCAGGAUGCGGUGCUGCGCGAGCAGUGGGUCAAGUCUAUGAUGGCGCGCCUGGUCCGCGAGGAGAUGUCCAAGUGCUACUACCGGGAGGGCGUCAACCACCUGGAGAAGUGCGGCCACCUGAGAGCCCCCUCGGUCUUCGUGGCGGAGGAGGAUGAGGACGAGGAGAAAGGUCCGAAGGAACGGACGGCACUGUGA
Diplodia corticola is the source of this 297-nucleotide messenger RNA. Its product is annotated as nadh-ubiquinone oxidoreductase 12 kda mitochondrial. The record is from RefSeq and is a predicted model, not a curated record. The coding region runs from base 1 to 297 and encodes 98 amino acids. NCBI's taxonomy places the organism in Eukaryota, Fungi, Ascomycota, Dothideomycetes, Botryosphaeriales, Botryosphaeriaceae. The transcript has 2 exons.